Molecule: messenger RNA, 1230 nt
Organism: Dentiscutata erythropus
Lineage: Eukaryota; Fungi; Glomeromycota; Glomeromycetes; Diversisporales; Gigasporaceae
Source: the annotation of a GenBank genome assembly
AUGGGUAAACGUUCUCUUGAAGUACGCAUAAGCGAUGAUAUUUCGGAAACAAAACCUGAUAUUCAAGGUCCUGUCUUAGCUUCUUUUCAGGGGGUUUCGCCACCCCAAGAUGUUGGUUUUCGUACUUACAAGAGUGCGAAUGGUAGACGAUCGAUGGUCGUGGGAGAAAAUCCCAGAGUAAUAUACGAAUCGAACGAGUUUAAUACCGAUCAAUCUUCCGAGUAUUUAGUUGCCAUAUAUAAUAAGAAAGAAAAUUCGGUUACUUUUAGUUCUGUUCCUGUUAUUGAUUUGGUUCCUAUUCCAAAACGUAUUAAGAUGGAAGAACCUAAGGAUUCAAUUAAGCAUGAUGACUAUAUUAUGGCGAAAGCGGCACUUGAUAAAGAAUUUGGUUCAAAGAAAGCACAAGCAAAGAUUCUUGCAUUUGAAAGAGGCAAUAUUGAUGCUUCACAAGUGCGUGAUGUUGAAAAAAUAGUUUCAAAUAUUGAAGAAAAUGUAAAAACUAUGAAAACUAAAGAAAAGAUAAAAGCUGAUAUGGAAUCAAGUCGUCCAAUACCACCGUACGAUAUCAGUGCAACCAAAGUUACUGACAUAUAUAAUAUGGAUAAUAUCGUGACACCUACUGAAUUUGAUGCAAUUCCUGUUGCCUCUAUUUUAAACGCUAAACACGAAUCUCAAAGAUUGAGUUUGCUACCAUUCAAGUCCUCAAAAUAUGUCAAUUUUCGUCUUUUUAGUUCUUUAGAUGCGAAAAAUGUCAAUUUAAAGCGUAUACGCUUGUUAUUAUAUAUCAACUAUUUGAUGGCAUUCAAAUCAGUUUCUCAUGAUGUACUUAAUAAUAGACAAGAAAUGUCAAUUAAGAUGAAUGAACCACCGGAUAUCAUUUUGACUAACCUUUACGAUCGAUUUACUGAGAUGACUUUUGUCAAGUCAGGAGGACGAAAGAAAUAUAAGUUCACUCCAAAAGCUGAAGAAAAACUAUUAUGCUACAUGUUUACGCUUUGUCUAAUUCUUGACGAUUUUCGUCUUGAUCCAGAGCAAUUGGCUUGUGAUUUAGGAUUAACUACUAAAAGGGUUCAUAAUUUAUUUAAAGCACUCGGAUGUAAAAUUAUACCUAUAAAUAAACAAGAAAUAGAGUCGCUGGGACUUAAAAUUUCACAAGCAAAAGGAAUAAAACGCGCUGUACUGACUGUCCCACUUAAACUUCCAGAAUAUAAAGACAAACGAAAUAGAUAA